This is a messenger RNA of Nycticebus coucang (slow loris), 2498 nucleotides long. RefSeq names its product protein phosphatase with EF-hand domain 1 (gene PPEF1). The record is from RefSeq and is a predicted model, not a curated record. The coding region runs from base 169 to 2130 and encodes 653 amino acids. Gene Ontology annotation, molecular function: manganese ion binding; protein serine/threonine phosphatase activity; iron ion binding. Gene Ontology annotation, biological process: detection of stimulus involved in sensory perception. Lineage: Eukaryota; Metazoa; Chordata; Mammalia; Primates; Lorisidae. Gene Ontology annotation, cellular component: cytosol; nucleus. The transcript has 17 exons.
CUUUUGAAACACCUGAGGUGAGGAAAAAUCUCUGCAUUGGCCAAGCAGAAGAAACAGUAUCUGUCACUGAAGGGGAUCGGCUACCAGUGGUUCCUGCGCCGCAUAACAGAGAAGGACUUUCCACACUCUAUCUUGGAAUCAUAAACAUAUACAACCUAGAGGGACAUCAUGGGAUGCGGUAGUUCUACAACGAAAGACAAGAAAUCUGAGAUCGUGCUAAGAGCCGUGUUGAUCAUCCAGAACUGGUACCGAGGUUACAGAGCUCGGCUGAGGGCCAGACAACACUAUGCCCUCACUAUCUUCCAGUCUAUCGAAUAUGCUGAUGAACAGGGCCAAAUGCAGCUGUCCAACUUCUUCUCCUUUAUGUUGGAUAAUUAUACAAAUAUAUGUGAGGAGGAUCCAGAAUUAGUUCAUCGAUUUAUUGCAAGUCAACAGGAAAUCAAGGAUAGACAGGACUAUGUGGAGUUGAUAGAUGUCCCAGAUUCCUAUUCAGGUCCUCGGCUGCAAUUUCCUCUCACUUUUGCUGAUAUUGAUUUACUUCUUGAGGCCUUCAAGCAACAACAGAUACUUCAUGCUCAUUAUGUCUUAGAGGUGCUAUUUGAAACCAAGAAAGUCCUGAAGCAGAUGCCGAAUUUCACUCACAUCAAAACUUCUCCCUCUAGAGAGAUUACAAUCUGCGGUGAUUUGCAUGGGAAACUGGAUGAUCUUUUUUUGAUCUUCUAUAAGAACGGUCUCCCCUCAGAGAACAACCCAUACAUUUUUAAUGGUGAUUUCGUAGAUAGAGGAAAAAAUUCCAUGGAGAUCCUAAUGAUCCUGUUGGUGAGUUUUCUCGUCUACCCCAAUGACCUGCACUUGAACAGAGGGAACCAUGAAGAUUUUAUGAUGAAUCUGAGGUAUGGCUUCACGAAAGAAAUUUUGCAUAAGUAUAAGCUACAUGGAAAAAAAAUCUUACAAAUCUUGGAGGAACUCUAUACCUGGCUUCCGAUUGGUACGAUCAUUGACAAUGAAGUCCUGGUCACACAUGGUGGGAUAUCAGAGUCCACAGACUUGAAUUUACUCCAUCGUGUAGAAAGAAACAAAAUGAAAUCUGUGCUGAUACCACCAAUGGAAGUAAAUAGAGACCAUGCCAUGGAAUUUAAGCAAAAUAAAAUAGGUGUAUCUGUUUCUACAUCUGAGACAUUCAAAGCAGGCGAAACUUCUUCUGAACAUUUAUCAAAGCAUGAGUGGGAACAGGUUAUUGAUAUUCUGUGGAGUGAUCCAAGAGGCAAAAAAGGCUGUUACCCAAACACAUGUCGAGGAGGGGGCUGCUAUUUUGGACCAGAUAUUACCUCCAAGGUUCUUGGUAAAUACCAGUUGAAGAUGCUCAUUAGGUCUCAUGAAUGUAAGCCUGAAGGGUAUGAGAUCUGCCAUGAUGGGAAGGUUAUAACUAUAUUUUCUGCUUCUAAUUAUUAUGAAGAAGGCAGCAAUCGAGGAGCUUACAUAAGACUGUGUUCUGGUAUGACUCCUCGAUUUUUCCAGUACCAAGUAACCAAGGCUACAUGCCUGAAACCUCUUCAUCAAAGAGUGAAUACUAUGGAAAUCAGUGCCAUCAGGGCACUAAAAGAGAGAAUGAUUUCACGAAAAACUGACCUCACUCGUGCUUUUCAACUUCAAGACCCCAGAAAAUCAGGAAAAGUUUCUCUGGGCCAGUGGGCUUUAUCCAUGGAGAACAUUUUGGGGCUGAAGUUACCAUGGAGAACCCUGAGUUCACAUCUGGUAACAACGGACAAAGAUGGAAAUGUUAUCUACAUGUCCAGCUUCCAGGAUAUCCACAUUGAAAAACCUGUACAACAGGUUCAAUCUACUAUUGUUGAAACCGUAUACAGAUACCGAUCUGACCUGGAAAUCAUAUUUAAUAUGAUCGACUCUGAUCACUCAGGCCUGAUCUCCAUGGAAGAAUUUCGGGCCAUGUGGAAACUUUUUAGUUCUCACUACAAUGUUCCUAUUGAUGAGUCUCAAGUUGAUAAGCUGGCCAACACAAUGGACUUGAACAAAGAUGGAAGCAUUGACUUUAAUGAGUUUUUGAAGGCUUUCUAUGUAGUGCAUAAAUACGAGACGAAAUCAGACAACAGCCUUACUAAGCAGAUAUGACAGCAUCCUUCAGGUUCCUUAUAAACAGCUGGGCCCAAAUCACGGACAUAAUCCUUUCCAGGACUCUUGAAAUUCAUAAUCAGUCGAGAAAAGUGCACCUAAAUUCACACAACACAAGCAAAUGCAUAGUAUAGGCUUUGGAAGUUCCUAGCAAGCUGUUACUGGUAAGACUAGGCUAAAUGUCAGCUGAUAGGAUUUGGCUCCAGCAUGAGGACCCACACAUUGCCUGUGACAAACUGGGUUUGAAUACAGUGUUGGUUUCUUGGAUACCACCUAACCAAGAAACCAGAGCGGUUUGAAAACAUCUGAAAUGAACCCACAGAACACCGGAGAAAACUAUUAAAUGCAACAUCUGUGAGCAACUGAGG